Molecule: messenger RNA, 1098 nt
Organism: Lingula anatina
Lineage: Eukaryota; Metazoa; Brachiopoda; Lingulata; Lingulida; Lingulidae
Product: DNA-dependent ATPase/E3 ubiquitin-protein ligase HLTF-like
Biological process (GO): DNA repair
Cellular component (GO): nucleus
Molecular function (GO): ATP-dependent activity, acting on DNA; ATP binding; metal ion binding
Source: RefSeq, a predicted model, not a curated record
AUGAGGGUGAGAUCCCAGGCACCUGUGGUCACACACUCCACUACCGUCACUAAUGAUCAAGGUACCUUUGUCCAGAACCAGCCAGGUGUGUCCACCCUCCAGCUGACCAACACCACCUUCAAGAGAACUGCCCUGCCGAGCUGGCAUCCAGAGAAAAUUGCUUCUGGUCAACCACAGCCACUGCCUCAGUUGUCCAGUGUGUCCAAAACAAUCACAGGUGACCAGUCCAGACAUAUUAACCAUGGUACAGGUCCUGUGGAGAUGUCCAGUGGACAAACCACCAAUGUAACUGACCAGUCCAAGUGGCCAAAGACAGAACCAGCCACACCAGAAUCUCCUGUGCCCCCAUGUGUUGGAAUGGAGACUGAAGUUGCCACAGCCCCACACCCCCUGAAGAAGGAAAAACCAUGUAACUCUCCCUUAGUGAAGCAGGAAUUCAGCUUGAAGAAGUCACGGAAGAGGAAGAGUGCCCCUUUUAUACCUGGUGCCAAAGUCCAUCUUUUGCCAAAGUUACCACCCCUGCCAAAUCUUGAGUUGCCAGAUCUUGAUGCUGACGUCUCCAGUGGUAAGAAGAGGAAAGGCACAGUGUCUGCUCCCAUAGUGAUAGAUGAAGAUUCUCUACCAGAUGUGGACGUGAAAGAGAACAUUCAAAAUAAAAGUCCAGGUGCCAACAACCUAAGUAGUGAUGGUCGCACUAAUUGUGUUGGCCCAAGAACAACUCUAAUUGUCUGUCCUCUGUCUGUGCUCAGCAACUGGAUUGACCAACUAGAAGACCACGUAGAUGAAAGAGUCCAUCUUGCCAUCAAUGUAUUCUAUGGACCUUCUAGAUGUAAGAGUGCUCAAGUUCUACAACAACAAGAUAUUGUGUUGACUACAUAUCAGACUGUUACUACAGAUAGUAAGGGGAAGAAUAUUCUGGGUAAAGUGAAGUGGUUGAGGGUGGUAUUAGAUGAAGGUCACACCAUCAGGAAUCCUAACACACAGAUGACCAAGGCUAUCCUUGGACUACAGACACAGAGGAAGUGGGUCUUGACAGGUGAUGUCUGGGAGCAGUUCCUUGUUUAUGAGUACCACCAGCGUAAACUACACAGAGUUUAG